AUGGUUGGUCAGGAAGGGCAUCCGGCGUAAAACUCUCCCAAACCACCUGUGCGCACGAGCUGCUCCACUGUGGAGACUCCUGACAUGUUGGGUCAUAAAGGUAAAACAGAAAAUCCUCCAGGAUCCUGCAUCACAUCACUGUCCUACUUUGGCCACAAUCUGCUCCCUCUUGGCCCGCGUGGGCCCGGGUGGAAGUCCUCCAGUCCAGUGUGCCCACACUGUCUCCAGCAGCAGAGCUGCUUCCUGCUUGAUGAUGAUGAUGAUGAUGAAAUGAUUUUUGGCUAUGGAGCCGCGCGCAGCUGCUCGCAGUCCUCUCCCCCUCCACGCUCCUCUCCAUCGUGACAGACAGACAGAAGAAGAAGAGCGCAGCAGUCAUUCCAGGACGCUCCCGCGCGCUCUCAGUGACCAGCGCGUCACCUGCGUCUGCGCCUCUCGACCUUCAGAGCAGUGUGAAGAAUCUUCAGACAGGAGGAAGGAAGGAUGUCCUAUCAUUUAAGUCCAGCGAGGAUUUGAGUUCUUCACCUACCAGAAGUUUUUUCUGGUAAAUAAACUCCACCUGUAACCCAAAUAGCCAUCGAUUGACACCUUGUCCUCGCACGGCUGCUCCGCUUUGGUCACACGAGCCAUGGCCUUCACCCUGUCAGAGAUCAUGGCGGCGAGGCGACAGCAGUCGCAGGCUCAGUCACACCCUCCAAGAGGCGGCAGGAUGGCUGUGGAAGUUGAUGAGUACAGCACCAACCCCACUCAAGCCUUUACUUUCUACAAUAUCAACCAGGGACGCUUUCAGCCACCUCACGUGCACAUGGUGGAUCCGAUGCCUCACGAUACCCCAAAGCCACCAGGCUACACUCGCUUUGUGUGCGUUUCGGACACUCACUCCCGGACCGACGCCAUCCAGAUGCCAUACGGGGACGUGUUCAUUCAUGCUGGAGACUUCACAGAGCUGGGACUCCCCUCUGAGGUCAAGAAGUUCAACGACUGGCUGGGUACCUUACCCUACGACAUCAAAAUCGUAAUCGCUGGAAACCACGAGUUGACCUUUGACCAGGAGUUUAUGGCCGACUUGAUCAAGCAGGACUUCUACUACUUCCCCUCCGCAUCCAAGCUAAAGCCGGAGAAUUACGAAAAUGUCCAGUCGCUGCUCACCAACUGCAUCUACCUGCAGGACUCUGAGGUCACCGUACGCGGCUUCAGGAUUUACGGUUCUCCCUGGCAACCGUGGUACUAUGGCUGGGGCUUCAACCUUCCCAGAGGUCAGGCUCUUCUGGACAAGUGGAACCAGAUCCCAGACAACACGGACAUCCUGGUCACGCACUGCCCCCCACUGGGUUUUCUGGACUGGGUCCCCAAAAAGAUGCAGCGUGUCGGAUGCAUGGAACUCCUCAACACCGUCCAGAGAAGAGUUCAGCCUAAGCUGCAUGUGUUCGGACACAUACAUGAAGGAUAUGGCAUGAUGUCAGAUGGUACCACCACAUUUGUCAACGCCUCAACUUGCACAGUCAACUUUCUGCCCAUGAACCCCCCUAUUGUCUUUGACCUUCCUAACCCUCGGACCACAUGACCUGAGAAGGCCAGAUCCAACCCCCAACCUAGAGUUGUUGGAAAAGAAGGCCAGUAAGGCGUCUAAAGAUUAAGGGAGGAAAAGUCAAAUUCUGUAAAUAUUACAGAGGGGUUUCACAACAAAUAAGCCACUUCUCUGGACGGAUCCACCUUGAGGAGUCUGGAAACUCUGUCAGUAUUUCCUAUGAUGUACAUAUACAUAGACUUUUGUGUGUGUCUUUUGUCUCUCCAGUGUUUGCAAUCUAAUGCUGCUAGGACAGUAGUCAAAGACGGCAUGAAAAUUUCAUGACAGUCAAGAGAAUUGCAGAUAAUUGUUUUUUCUGCACAAAUUUACUAAUUUAAAAAAAACAUUUUUUACAACUCUUCCCAAUCAUAAUGUUGUUUUUUUUCUACUUACAGCAUGCUAGACAAGGUAUUUAAGAUGUGACACGUAGUCAUGCUGAAGGUCACUCCCUUCCAGCUCCUCUCUGGUCCAGGUGAGCCUUUUAGGAGGACACAGAAAAGUUUGUCUAACCCAUUGCCUUAUUUUUUUAUUCUUUUCUGUCAUUUGUACCCCUAAAAGCUAAGUUGCAGCUCUGGCUAGAGUGGACUUUUAAAGGGCAGCACUAUCACGAACACACAUUUUACACCUCUCAGGCCAAAGACAAUCAGUGAACAAAAGCAAAAACCUGAGAUUGCCAACAAACUGAUUCGUUUAAAAAAGAAAGAAUGAUGCUUGGAUCAAGACAGUGCUGACUAAGACAUUGUAAAAGAAAAAAAAAAGGAAUUAUACAUGUGAAUGCAUGCCAAAUCACAAUUUGUCUUGGUAGACUUCUUUGUUAUAACAAUGUUACGUAUGCUACUUAACAUUAAAUCUUUUGUUGUGGUGAAUGUGGGCCAUGCCCAAGAAAAGAUGAAAAAGUAAAAAAAAAAAGUAAAAAAAAAAAAAAAAAGAUUUGCUAUUCAUUCUUGCUUUGACCUCCUGGUACCUCCAGGUGUUAACCAUCAAGUGCUUGACUUUGCUUCAAGAGCCACAUUCUGCCUAAGACAGUAAGUUUGUGUGAUUGUGUGGACAAAAUGAGGACAACUCUUGGAAUUUACUUUCUUUAUGAUCAAAGCUUAAUUUGAUUUUUGCUUUAACUUGAUAUUUGAUUUGUGCAAAACAAAAUUUGAAAAAAAAAACAAUAAUAAUUUAAUGUUGGAGAAAAAAACAUUCAAUUGGCACAUAAUAAGUCUGGUGUAAUUAGAUUUUUUUUUUAAAUCCUUCAAUUUAGCCCAAUACGGGUUUGACACUUUUAAUGUAAUAGUAUGCAAAUAUAGGGAUGCAACAAAUCCCUUUCCCCACAAUUCAGUACAAUAUAAGGGUGUAUUCAAACUGGGAAAACCAUUUUUUUGGACCGAGUCCACUUAAUUUGGUCCUCAAGACUUGGAUCUACUGGAGAUUUCUGUUCUGGUCUAAAGCCGGUAAACGAAAGCAAAUGACUAAAGAUUUCUUCAGUCAUUGGCCAAAGGUUACGGGGGUGGGUCAAAACAAAAAGAGAAAGGCGGAGUUCUUGCACUUUGCACAUACUGGUAAAUUUUUGAACGUCUGUAUGAAAGCCUGAGAACUUUUGUUUGUCAGAAACAUACGGUGGCCAUUUUGGUUCAGUUAUGUCGCUCUUGAGUGAAUCAAAGUUUGGUCCAAUUGGAAAUGAACCGAGACCACCUCGAAAGAUGGGUCCAAAAGCAGUUCCUGGUCCCAGACCAGAGUCCGUUUAUGCGUAUUCAGACUGAAACUUUGUUCCGGAUUAUCAGGGGAAACGAACUCUGGUUCACUUUAAGUGAACCAAGUGUGUCCAGUCUGAAUACACCCUACUACUACGUUGAAGCAUGCACCAACAGAAUAACACACUUUUGAUCCUUCAAAAUGAUAGAACUCAGAGAUUGCACUGAAUUUUGGAUCAGAAUCACAAUAAAGACGUGCUGGAUUGAUAUGAGCUUAAAUUAUUUAGGAGCACAACAUGACUUUAAAGGAAGUGGAUACUAAAAAGAAGUUCAGUGAAGUAGAUACAAAUGUGACUCUAUGGGAGGCUGAUAUUGCACAGUACACUACAAAUAUAGACUCAUAGACAUCUCUGGUUUUUUCGUCAAUGUUUAACUAUUUACCACUCAUUUUGCUCAUUCAUGAUAGUGAUUCCUUGUAUAUAACUUUUUACUUUUUAAACUCAGUAAAUACAAUAAAUGAAUGGUCCGUGAUGGCCAUUCAUUGACUGAGGUGAACUGGUAUGUGUGUGGUUUUGCACACGUUCAGUGGAUUUUUCCAUUUAAAGUGAAUGAAAGCUGUAGUUUUAUAUUUCCAAGUUGGUGUUUGUAAAAGGUUGAUUUCAAACCAGUUGACAGAAAAAGUUUGUAUUGAGGCAUUUGUGGUCGUUACAUUUUGCUUGGUCAAUGUUUCUAAAGGUGUGUUUUUCUUUCUGCUCACCAUUAUUUGAUGAUUGUAAACAAAAGCAGUUUGUAUGUAAAAAGUAAAAGAUGAACAAACAAUGAU
Oryzias melastigma (Indian medaka) is the source of this 4066-nucleotide messenger RNA. RefSeq names its product metallophosphoesterase domain containing 1 (gene mpped1). Gene Ontology annotation, molecular function: hydrolase activity. The record is from RefSeq and is a predicted model, not a curated record. The transcript is spliced from 7 exons. NCBI's taxonomy places the organism in Eukaryota, Metazoa, Chordata, Actinopteri, Beloniformes, Adrianichthyidae. The coding region runs from base 626 to 1561 and encodes 311 amino acids.